GCGGAGCACAGUGGAGCCGAAGCUAACGAUUAUAAAGCGUUUUUUAAGACAAGUGAAGGAUUUUGAGCUGAGAAAAAGUUUAUGAUCUAAAAAUAGGUAAACAAUCGCCAGCAAAUCCGACAUUUUUUUUUUCUUUGAGAAAAUGGGUCCCCCAUUUUCGAGAGGCGUUGUCGAGGGACGACGACGCAAAGAGACGCCGCGUAGGCGAAUCAUGUAAAUCAGCUUGAAUCGGAGAGACCUGUACCUGCCUGAACUAAUAAAGAGAUGUCUGAGAACUGUUUUAACUCUCCAAGACUCUUAUUUAAGAUUCUGUGUUCAGGCUGCCUCCACGAGAAGCUGACAGGAGGAGGCACUGUGAUGAGCAUUUUAGGAGUUUAACAUCCUGACCAGUGGGGGCAGUAAAGCACUGACCGUGUCUACUCUGCUGCACACAAAGCAGGAAGCAGACCGCCGAGCCUCUUGUGCGGUUAGCUCGGAGCUAAAGCUAAAAACAAUUUGUUAAAAUGUCCAAAAGCCAAACACUGAGAGCUUUGGUGAAUGAGCGGCUGACUGCGGCUGCUGAAGAGAUCUUUGCGCUGUUUGAAAGAACGAUAGCGGAGUAUGAGGAGGAAGUGUGUCGCUCCAAAGAGGAGAACCAGAGGAAACAGGAGCUCCUGGACUCGAUACUGAGCCCCUCAAAGAGUCCUGGCCCCGGUCUGAACCAGGACCCUCCACACACUCCACGGAUUAAAGAGGAGCCACAGGAGCCAGAGGAGCCAGAGGAGCCGAGCGUCAAACAGAAGGAACACACGCUCCUCGUGCAGCACUUUGAUGUUCAAGACUAUGCAAAUGUUACAAUAGAUUUAGAUGCACAAGGAACUCAAACAUCCAGAAGCAGCCAAGUGAGGACACAGUUCCCUAUCAUGUUCAGAUCGCCUGAGCAGGUGUCAGUGGGCGUCCCAGAGUCCAGUGCCGUUUGUGUGAAGACAGAAGAGUCCUCACUGCUUCAACAAAGACAAACUGAGCUCAGAGAAGAAACACAGGGAGAGAACAUUAGCGCAGAGACACAUUUACACUCAGAGACUGAGGGAGACACAGAGCACUCCUCUGACACUGAUAAUGAAGACUGGAGAGCUCCACUCAGCUGUUCAACUGCACAAAUGGAGACAGACGCUGAUGGAGACCACGACAACCAAGUCCAGAACUCUGGUCUAUCCCCCAAAUACAAGUCUGCACCAGAGACCAGUGCCACUGUGAACAAUGCAGACAUGUCAGGACCAGCAGAAAGAGCUGAGGACAAGAAACACCAGUGCUCUGUGUGUCAAAAAAGGUUUGGGACUAAUUGGCUGUUACAAAAACACAUUGUAAUUCACCCAGGAGAGAAACCAUUCAGCUGUUCAACCUGUGACAAAACAUUUAACCAAAAAGCUUAUUUAGAUCAACAUGAAAAGAUACACACAAAGAAACCAUUCAGCUGUUCAAUGUGCAAGAGAUCAUUUACAACAAAAGGUGAUCUAGCUCUACAUGUUAAGAUACACCUGGGUGAAAAACCAUACAGCUGUUUAAUGUGUGAGAGGUCAUUUUCUCAAAAGGGUGAUCUAAAUAAACAUGUGAGAACGCACACAGGUGAACGACCUUACAGGUGUUCAACGUGUGAAAAGACAUUUUCCCGCAAAGAUAUUCUGGAUGUACAUGAGAGAACCCACACAGGUGAGAGACCUUAUAGUUGUUCAGUGUGUGAGAAGUCAUUUUCUCACAAGUGCAGACUAAAUAUGCAUAUGAGAACGCACAGGUGAACGACCCUACAGGUGUGCCAUUUGUAAUAAAGGGUUUAUGCAGAGACAUCAUUUGAAUAUUCAUAUGAGAACUCACAGAACAGAUUGUGACUGAAGGAUUAUUGAUUGUGUUCAUGAGAUAUUUUAAAGAGCCUAAAUUCUGUUUUGGAGUUUGCUGCUGAAGACUCAAAAUACAGAUGUUUGGACCAGAUCAGCUCUUGUAUCUGAUUUUGAACCAUAACAGAGAAACAACUCUGUGAGAGUCACAGUCAGCUGCUUCUACACUUUUACAACACACUGCAUGAUGUAAAGGCUUUUCUCCUGAACUACAAGAAAAGCUGGUGUUGAUUUGGACUGAUUCUCUUCAUAGCUGCAUUAUACCGAAGCAAGUGGCAGAUUUUCAUGUUUUAAGUGUUUCAGUUUAUUUGUUUUUUGUGUGUAACACUCGAGUAGACAUUUUUCAGAAAAUUAGCUAGAAUGUCCUUAAAAGAUCUUCAAGUAUUGAGUUUUUAAGUACCAAUACGUCUCAAUACAAUGCAUUUCUAUUAAACUUUGAUCAAUCA
Molecule: messenger RNA, 2317 nt
Organism: Boleophthalmus pectinirostris (great blue-spotted mudskipper)
Lineage: Eukaryota; Metazoa; Chordata; Actinopteri; Gobiiformes; Gobiidae
Product: zinc finger protein 32-like
Exons: 3
Coding region: 504-1775 (423 amino acids)
Source: RefSeq, a predicted model, not a curated record